AUGCAAAGUAAUUACAUUAUUAAGUUGGAUAGAUUAUAAACUAAUAACUAAGAAGGGAGAAGGCACCUUUUCAGAAGUUAUAAAGGCUUAGUCUAUAAAAACAAGCCAAUUAGUUGCUAUUAAAUGCAUGAAACAAUAUUGAAUUAUUACUAAUUUUGUUGCAAAAUCAUGAUCAUAUAAUUAAAUUAAUAGAAGUGCUCUAUGAUGAACCUACUGGGAGAUUGGCUCUAGUAUUCGAAUUAAUGGAGCAAAACCUUUACGAACAUAUAAAGGGUCGAAAAUUAUAUGUAUUAAUUGCUCAAAGCAAUAGAUUUCAUGCACACAAAUAACAUUUUUCAUAGGGAUAUUAAGCCGUAAGACUAUUCUCAAAUAUCUAGUGAAAAUAUUUUACUUUUAGGAGAUCAUCUAAAAUUAGCCGACUUGGGAUCAUGCAAAGGCAUUUAUUCUAAACACCCAUACACAGAAUAUAUUUCCACAAGAUGGUACAGAUCCCCUGAAUGUUUAAUGACAGAUGGGUAUUAUGAUUGUAAGAUGGACAUUUGGGGUGCUGGAUGUGUGCUAUUUGAAAUUACUGCAUUAUUCCCUUUGUUUCCUGGAAGCAAUGAAUUAGACUAAGUUCAUCGGAUUCAUAACAUUUUAGGCACUCCCAAUCCUAAGGUGCUCGAUCGAUUCAGGAAACAUGCAUCGCAUAUGGAAAUUAAUUUCCCUUCCAAAGUAGGAACUGGCUUAGAAAAUCUCAUUCCCCAUGCUCCCAAAGAUGUAGUUGAUUUAAUUAAACAAAUGCUUAUCUAUGAUCCUGAUGAGAGAAUCAAUGCUAAAUAGGCUCUAAGACAUCCGUAUUUUAAGGAAUUAAGAGAUUUAGAAUAACAAAAACUGUUAGAAACCAGUCUAUAAUCAAUUAAAUUAUUGAAGAAAGCAGAUGAUUCCCUUAUUGAAGAAGACCAAAACACAUCUCACGUUAUGCAGAAAAAGACUCUACUCAAUCAAACCAAUAAAAUAUUACAGAACUCCUUCAAAACUAGAAACUAAUAAUUCUUAGACUCUGUCAAAUUGCCUACACUUACAAAAAAAUAAGCUGACUUGAAAAAAGCUUAUGGACCUGUCCAUUUUUAGAAUAAAGAAACAAAAAAGAAGUCUGUGUAAUAUGAAUAUGUUUUAUAUGGUAAAAAAGCCAAUUUAGGUAAUUUUUUAAAUACUAUCAGACAAAAAUGA
This is a messenger RNA of Paramecium tetraurelia, 1212 nucleotides long. RefSeq lists its product as uncharacterized. Gene Ontology annotation, molecular function: ATP binding; protein serine/threonine kinase activity. The transcript is spliced from 8 exons. Gene Ontology annotation, cellular component: cytoplasm; nucleus. NCBI's taxonomy places the organism in Eukaryota, Ciliophora, Oligohymenophorea, Peniculida, Parameciidae. The record is from RefSeq and is a predicted model, not a curated record. Gene Ontology annotation, biological process: protein phosphorylation; intracellular signal transduction.